Molecule: messenger RNA, 583 nt
Organism: Meloidogyne enterolobii
Lineage: Eukaryota; Metazoa; Nematoda; Chromadorea; Rhabditida; Meloidogynidae
Source: the annotation of a GenBank genome assembly
UUGUGGAAGUUGUGGUGAGGGUUGUGGCGGAAGUUGUGGUGUAGGUUUUGGAGGUUGAGGAGUCGGUUUUGGAGGUUGUGGAAGUUGUGGAGUGGGUUUCGGAGGUUGAGGUGAAGUUUCUGGCGUAGGUUUUGGAGAUUGUGGAGUCGGUUUUGGAAGUUGUGGUGUAGGUUUUGGAGGUUGAGGAGUCGGUUGUGGCGGGUGUGGUGAUGGAGUUGGAGAUUUUGUUUUGGGUGGUGGAGGUUGAGGAGUAGGUUUUGGAGGUUGCGUAGGGGGUUGGAUUGGCUGUUUAACUGGUUUUUCUUGUUCCUUUUCAAAUGCUGGUGAUUUGCUUCGAGGCGAACUCCUCUUCGUCGGAUGAUAGAACAGGGAGUGAUUUAAGUUCGCCUUCAGGCGAUAGACGUGGGAGUGAUUUAAGUUCACCUUCAGGGGAUAACUUACGUUUAGGCCUGCGGACUUUGGGUUUAUCAACCAAUGUUUCUGGUAAAUCCAAAGGCGAAGAUUCUAAUGUAUUACUUUGGUGUUGUAAAGUAGCUAUUAUGAAUUGAAGCAACUCUUCUGUUGAAGUAUGUGAACCUCUAGG